GAUAAAAGUUAUCGACUCUUUAUCUUUCACUUUUGCUCUAAGUAGGCUUGUCAAAAGUAAUUGUAGAAAUUUAAUUUUUUUUUUUUACCGAAAUUUAAAAGACAUUAAGGAUUAAGAAUUCGAAUAUGCCCCCGACGACAUAUCUCGUAUUACUAUGGCGCAUUUCUAUCCAUAUUCUAUAUCCAUUCAUUUAUAUGAAUAGCAGUUUGCAGGAUGCACUUGGAGCCGAUUAUAAAGAGAUGUGGAGCAAACCCCAUCGAUAUCACGAUGAGGAUUUGGAACGUUCCUUAAAGUCAUGCCUGUUGCUGGCGAUGGUGUUGGAGAUAAUACAUUCCAUCCGUUUGGUAUAGUUCAAAUGCAAAAGUCCAGUCAGAAAAGCAGAAAGCUAUACACUUAUAGAAGUAUUUAUAUACAUGCAUACAUAUAAGUUUUGUAUACGUA
Molecule: messenger RNA, 441 nt
Organism: Drosophila willistoni
Lineage: Eukaryota; Metazoa; Arthropoda; Insecta; Diptera; Drosophilidae
Exons: 2
Coding region: 126-350 (74 amino acids)
Source: RefSeq, a predicted model, not a curated record